AAGGGUCGAUACAAACCUGAGAGUAUCGGCAGCAUCAGUUAUACAAGGAGCGCUGGGAUGCGAGCAAAACACCCACAUUCAUAUUCUGUUUCGACUCCUUCCACAAGGUUGACUGGGAUCACUGAUAGCACAUUACAGAAAAAAAACUUGGGGUAUCCGAGGAUCAGCCAACCACGGUGGCACGGACAGAUACUGCCACGCUGUCACGGUGAAGAAGAACUUACUAGGAUAGACACGUACAGCGAGGCACAUGUACGGAUCCAAUCGCACCCUGGCAGAGAUCAUGGUCACUGCUCACCGUGGCAAUGCAUGAGUCACUGCUUAUACCCAACUGCUACUAGUACGGGGGCCCGCAAUACUCCGGCGGAAAUCCCAGAUUUCCAAGCUGCCGGUUCCUAGGCCUGAACGUUUGGAAGGAACCGGCACCACACAUCUAGCCUUCCUCUCUUCAUCAUGACGCGUUACAACGGUUACAUCGCUCGAUUCGCUGGCUCCUUUCACAAUACUGUCGCUCGCUCACGCAUUUUCAUCUCGCUACUCAAGUCCCUGCAAAGGUCCCUUCCUUACUAUUCCUAUUUUCUUUCCUGCCAUUCCUCGCGAAUUCUGCUGCCUUUCUUCACCGGCACUUUUCAUCCUGUCCGCUCCUGCACCUAUCCAACUACCCAUUCCUUCUCCGUGCUCAAGUCAUUUCGGAAGCCUAUUCAUCAUAGUGCCUGGCUCAAGCCUCCACGAAAGUCACCAACCCCCAUGCCCGAGGAUUUCGACCCUAAGUGUAAAGGAAUACGCUACGUCCAUCAUCUAACCUUCCUGCUUCACAUUCUCCUGACAAGCCUUCUUCCCCCCUUUACUCUCGGCAAUUGGGAACCAUUUAUGCCGUCACUUUGGCAGUUUUCAUCAUCAAACCCUAGGCCAUUCCCCCCGGAUCCCCUUACAAUCUUAGUUUUGUUUUCGUCCUGCAGACCAUAAACUGUUAUUCGUCUCUUCCAUUGCAAACUGUUGGCUCGCUGCCGCCAUUACCUAUCUUAUUUCCGUCAAGAGCUAUUGAAAUCCAUGUUUUCUCGUAUGGAAUAAACCUGCGAACCUUUCUGACAUGAAAA
Molecule: messenger RNA, 1097 nt
Organism: Suillus discolor
Lineage: Eukaryota; Fungi; Basidiomycota; Agaricomycetes; Boletales; Suillaceae
Exons: 1
Coding region: 454-966 (170 amino acids)
Source: RefSeq, a predicted model, not a curated record